UCUGGUGACAGGGGGCCGCGUCUGCCAUUCCAAACCACCACCACCACCUGGGAGCCACAGAAGUGGGGGUGGGGGAGCCAAGCUUUGGGGGUCCGGGCACUGGUCAGGAUUGGCGCCCCGCAGCCGGCGAGGACUGUGUUGGGAACGGGCAGGAGAGGACGUCGGCGCUGUCGCUGGGACCCGCUUGGCAUCCCCUCCUGCGCGGGGCCGGGGGGGGCUGGCGGGGGCGCGUCUCCUCCCAGACUGGGUGGCCGGGCCCCCGGGUGUCAACUCGCGCAGCUCCGCGGGCAGGAGUUUGGCUGGAGGACAGGCCCCGCCAGCGCGCCCCGCUUGGCAAAGCGGCUUCAGCACCAGAGAGGAAGGAAACCUCCCGGGACCCAGCGUGGGCUCCGGCCAGCUGCACGGAGACCUGCCCCCUGCCAAGGGACCCGGGCGCGCCCAGGCUCUGUGUGUGUCCCGAAUCGCCCCGAGCCGGCAAAGAGGGGGACUCGCUGCCUGACUCCAGGGCCGGCUGCUGCGGGCAGGGAGGGAGGAGAGAGCCCAGGAGCUCGCCACCCGAGCCCUGCCUCCACGCGACGCCAGCCCGGGGCAGCGCUCUCCGGGGAGAGGCCAAGUGACUGGGGACGGCGCCGGAGCCCACGGGUGACCCUCAGGAUCUGGGGUCCCCCUUCGCCCCAGCUGUGACUCGACCUUGUCCCCCGGCUCCUUUGGUCUGCGGGUCCCAGCCCCCGGCCGCGGCGGAGGCGCGUUUCCUGAGCGCAGGUCACACCCCGGCUCCCUGGGCCGCUGCUUCUUUCCCUGCUCUCUGUACAGCGCUGCCCCGAGAAGCUGCAUCGGACCCGGCCGGCCCCUGGCUUGGAGAGGGGCAGCUCCGCGCUCCGGGCGCCUCUCCGCAGCUCCGCGCCCCUCGCUCGCCGGCUCUCUAACGCCCGCUGUUGUGAUGCGUAUUCCCGUAGACCCCAGCACCAGCAGGCGCUUCACACCUCCCUCCACGGCCUUCCCCUGCGGUAAGAUGGGCGAGAACAGCGGGGCGCUGAGCGCGCCGGCGCCGGGCUCCCGAAGUCGGCCCGAGGUGCGCUCGGUGGUGGACGUGCUGGCGGACCACGCGGGCGAGCUGGUGCGGACAGACAGCCCCAACUUCUUGUGCUCGGUGCUGCCUUCACACUGGCGAUGCAACAAGACCCUGCCGGUGGCCUUCAAGGUGGUAGCCCUUGGAGAUGUACCUGAUGGGACUGUAGUAACGGUCAUGGCUGGAAACGAUGAGAAUUAUUCUGCAGAGCUCAGAAAUGCCUCCGCAGUCAUGAAAAAUCAAGUGGCAAGGUUUAAUGACCUGAGAUUUGUUGGGCGAAGUGGCAGAGGAAAAAGCUUUACAUUGACGAUCACAGUGUUCACAAACCCCACACAAGUCGCUACCUAUCACCGAGCCAUUAAAGUGACUGUGGAUGGACCCCGGGAGCCAAGAAGGCACAGACAAAAGCUAGAAGACCAAGCCAAGCCCUACACAGACCGCUAUAGCGAACUGGAACGUCUGCGCCAGACUAUGAGAGUUACCCCAACAACUCCCAACCCCCGAGGAUCCCUGACCGCCCCAGGCCACUUUGGGUCACAGACUCAGACUCCAAUACAAGGCACGUCGGAUCUGAGCCCCUUCUCUGACCCACGUCAGUUUGAUCGCUCCUUUCCCACACUGCCGACCCUGACCGAGACCAGGUUUUCCGACCCCCGGAUGCAUUACCCCGGCGCGAUGUCAGCGGCCUUCCCUUACCCCGCGACGCCCUCAGCCUCAGGGAUCAGUGGCAUCAGCAUGACCAGCAUGCCCACCACGACCCGCUUCCACCACACUUACCUUCCGCCACCCUACCCUGGCUCCACCCAGAACCAAAGUGGACCCUUCCAAACCAACCCUUCCCCUUACCAUUUGUACUACGGUACGUCGUCCGGAUCGUACCAAUUCUCCAUGGUGGCGGGAGGUGAGCGCUCACCCACAAGGAUGCUGUCCUCCUGCACGAGUGCCUCAGUGGGCAACAACUUAAUGAAUCCCAACCUUGCCAAUCAGAAUGAUGGCGUUGAUGCGGAUGGUAGUCACAGUAACUCGCCUACAGCCAUGACGACUACCGGGAGGAUGGAUGAAUCUGUCUGGAGACCCUACUAGGAAGGACUCAAGGAGGCACGUGUAACUUGAACCAAAUAAAACGCCCAUCAAUGUGUUACUCCUGUCAAUCGCAAAUAGAUCAAAAUGAGGCCUAGCACGGGACGUCUCCCAAUCUGAAGGCAAAUCAGGAUCCUUCCCUCACCAAUAUAGGUAAUUGGCAAGCAAAGAUGGACCAGAGCUGUAUACAGUUCAAAACACACGUCCACAAGGCUUGAAUUGGUCACUCAGUGAGGUUCCUUUGGUCACUUUGAAAUGGGUGGAUUGUAUAUAGGAGUGUGUGGAAUCAGAUGUUUGUUAAUUGCCCAGCUGUGGCUAUGUUCAGAAUGCCUAUCCAUCAUCUCGCUCUUAACCAAAAAAACCCCUGUCCUCCUGCAGAAUCAUAGGUGUUAAGAGAAAAUUUUAAAAAGGCCCCAGAAAUCAGCCAGUCCAUCUCUCUGCAAAUGCAGGAAGAACGAACUAAGAAGCCUUAGCCACUCGCCCCCUCCGGAAAAGGGCCUUUAAUCACCAAACGAACCAGAGCUGCCCGCAUCAGCUGAGACGUGAGUCUUGUUUACAGCAAAACAGGUGUGACUGGCUCUCGCUGACGCAGUUAAGGCUCUGAAGAACAUUGCUAGCGAGUGAGCAGGUAUCAGCCAUGUGAACAAGUGCUGUGAUAUGAUUUUGAAAGUGGUUGUAUUGUGAUUUUUGUUUGUUUGUUUGUUUUCAACAGUAACAUGGCUGAUCCCACGCUUGAUGACCUCCCCAAUCCCCUUCCCAUAUGUUUACAUGAGAUGUAAUUUUUUAACACAAUGUGUUUUCCUUUCGUCCUGACCUGGACGUUAAUUCCUUGCUACUUCUAGUUAGUCUCGAUGGUUGCGUCCGAGACGAAGAAGGCGUUUGGGACAAUCCAGCGUGUGAGGUGCACUUACAAACACGUUUGCUGCAAAGAGGACGCGGAAGCCUUUGGAAUUAUAUGAAAUCCAGCGUAGCGGCUUCUCCUCGCUCAUUUCCAGGUGGAACGCAGGCAGCUGUGGCAAUACUUAGUAUUUAUUUUAUGAUUCGCGUCCAUUUUUACACCCAGAGUGGCUCUACACACCAUGCGUUUGUGCUUAAAGAAAAGAGAUUGCCGGCUGAUUCUAGAAGUACUGACUGAGAUUUGACUGACCCCUCAAUUUUAAAUAAAACGUAACCCCCUGGCUUUAUUUUAGACAAAUGAAAUCAUACUAUAUAGCACUUCUCAUCUCAAAGUGCUUAGCGUAAUUAUGCCUCGUAUCACAACCCCUGUGGUGAUUUAGGGCACUGUUAUUAUCCCCAUUUUACAGACAGGUAAAUUGAGGUAGAGGGAUUCGUCGAAGGCCACAUACAGUGGCACUCCUGACCCACGCUUACCACUGGUAACAGAGCAGCCGCUAGAGGCCUCGGCGGAGAUUACGGCCCAUCGUGCUGAGUGCUGUACAGAUACAUAGUGACCAUCCUCCACAGUGAUCUUACAACUGAAAUAGACAACGCGUAGGGAAGUAAACGGGACAUCACACAGGAGCUCUGUGGCAGAGUCUGGGCUAGAAGCCAGCAUUCCUGGGUCCUUGGGAUCUCCCUGGACCACGCUGCCCCUCCGCAUUGCUAGCUGACAUAAAUUAGUUCCCUGUGCUUCAAACAGGAAUUAGGGCCUCGUCCUAACAUAACCUUACUCACACUAGUUGUUCCAUUGAAGACGAUGAGACGACUCCUGUGAAUAAGGUACGUUUGCCUGGAUAACAGUUUGCCACUUCAGCGGGCAGCUGGGUUGUAAGAGCUCCCACUCUAGGUCACUGAAUGUAGCACACCAGUGGCAGGGAUGGGAACAGAACCCAGGACUUGUGUGUUGCAAGAGGUACUUUAAGCAGAGGGGGAUCCUGCUCCUGUGUUAAUGGAUACAAAAGGCUACUAAAGCGGAAGCAUUUUCCCUCCACUUUGCACUGGUGUAAAUGACUGCACACGGCGAAGGGUGAUGGAGAGUCAGGGCUUAGAAUUAGAUUCCCAGUCCUAUUAAAUAGGAAGACCCUGUGGGAGUUGGGUGCUUCAGAAUGUGAACUAGAGGUCUCCUCUAGUUAUGUAGCCACUUCAGAGGAGAUAUAUUAAUAAUAAUGCUGAAGCAUAGUUCUAAAUUCAUACUAACCCUGUGAGUAUUUAACAGAGCCCGUGGCUGGGGGUAAGCAUCUCUCCGGCAGGGCGAUGUAGAACAAGCCAAGCGGUAAGCAUCCCUCCGGCAGGGUGAUGUAGAACAAGCCAAGCGGUGCAUCUCUCCGGCAAGGUGAUGUAGAACAAGCCAAAAGUUGCCCCUUUUUUUCCCUUAACUGAUUAUGAAACUCCUACUACUCAGUGGGUUUUUUUAAGUUAUCAUGAGAAUUAUUUGGCAUCUGGCUGCUUAUGUUUGAGUGAGUUAAGGUUGAAUUUCAAUGAGACCUUGAGCACCUUUGAAAAUCCCAUCCUAUGCACCACAGCUAAAGCAAAGAUGGUUGGCUUGUCAAAUCUCAGUGGGUAUCUUUCCAGCAAUCAAGUGACAUAAAAUGCAUUACCAUUUAAAUAUGGGAUUGAGACAUCAAAUCAUAUGUACCUGGAUUUAGUUGUAAAGCUGCAAUGACCACUCAUGGAUUUAAAAACUGCAAACUCCACUUGCCUUAGCAAACAGCAAGCCCAUGCCUCUUGAUUGCUAUCUGUCUGUCAAACUGGACUAUGGCAGCCUGUCUUCUGAUGCGUUCAAGUUUAUCAGUACAAUAGUUCCACUGAUAGAAAGCACAAAGAAAAUAAGGAAUUCUUCAUACCAAUUUAAUGGUGUUCAUGGAGUAUUUAAAACCAAAAAAAUAUAUAUAUAUCUGCAACUAUGUUCCUUUAUGACAUAUUGUCAUAUGAAGGUGUAAAUACAGACACCUCAAUUUUAUGCAAAUGGUCGCAAGACUGGCCAAAAGAAUUUGCUUUGCACUAUCAUUUGCUUUUUUGUUGGUUUUUUUUUAAAUGCACAAUCGCUUGUACAGUAAAACCUUUGUCUGGCUUAUGAAAUAUUUAACUGUAAAAUCUAAUUUUUUGGUCUUAUUUGUUAGAAUAAUAUAAUUCUUAAAUAUGUUGAAGGAUCCAGUUCUUAAUAAUGCUUCCUAUACUUGCGUGUGCAGGGUCAAAGCCAGAAACAACCAAAAAAAUGAGACUAGAAGAACACUCUUUCUGUAGCUAAAGAUGGCAGAGAUUUGUUUUGUUUAAAUGGAAUUUUAUGAUGGACAUUGCAAAAAUGCUAGUAACACCAAAUAAUGUGGUUAUUUGUGUAAUAUACCAGCCCUACUUGAAGGUAACUCCCUAUAUUUAAUAUGUAGCCCAUCUUUUUACCUGUAGCACUUGUCACUGGGGAGGGGCGGGGGUCUGCUCCCACUGAAGUCAUUAGCAGGAGUCUGCUGCUUUUAGCUUCAGCGAGCGCAGGAUCAGACCCCCUCUUCUUAGCCUAUCUUGUGAAUAGGUGGACUCGAGUUUGUAAGAAGCCAUAGCGAAGUGGCCAGUUCUGCUUUUCUAUUAUAAACGUCGAUGUUCUUAUCAAAUGUACGUGAUUAUCUUGUCAGGCAUCUGUGUAAUCAUUUUAAGGCCUUUCCACGUGGAAUAAUAAAUGUAUGGUUACAAGUC
Molecule: messenger RNA, 5773 nt
Organism: Caretta caretta (loggerhead turtle)
Lineage: Eukaryota; Metazoa; Chordata; Testudines; Cheloniidae
Source: RefSeq, a predicted model, not a curated record